This is a messenger RNA of Penicillium cinerascens, 1286 nucleotides long. Its product is annotated as protein kinase RIO2. Gene Ontology annotation, molecular function: ATP binding; protein serine/threonine kinase activity. NCBI's taxonomy places the organism in Eukaryota, Fungi, Ascomycota, Eurotiomycetes, Eurotiales, Aspergillaceae. The record is from RefSeq and is a predicted model, not a curated record. Gene Ontology annotation, biological process: protein phosphorylation; maturation of SSU-rRNA. Gene Ontology annotation, cellular component: preribosome, small subunit precursor; cytosol; nucleus. Bases 60 to 1286 code for a protein of 408 amino acids. The transcript is spliced from 3 exons.
GCUUUUUACUCCAAAAGAUCCGGUUAUUCUCAGGUCAAGAACCCUGAGAUCUUUCCAAGAUGAAACUCGACGCCAAGGCGAUCCGCUACCUCACGAAUGAGGAUUUCAAAGUUCUUGCGGGGGUUGAAACCGGAAGCCGAAACCAUGAAGUCGUUCCGACACCGCUGAUCGUGCAGCUUUCGGGCCUCCGCGGCGGCAGUGGCGUGCAUCGGGCCAUCUCGAAUCUGGCCAAAAUCAACCUGAUCGCGAAGGUGAAGAACGCAAAGUACGACGGCUACCGACUCACCUACGGCGGUCUCGACUAUUUGGCUCUCAACGGGCACCAGAAGCAAAAAGUGGUCUACUCCGUUGGCAACCAGAUCGGCGUGGGUAAAGAAUCAGAUAUCAUCGUUGUCGCACACAGCAGUGGAGCACAGCGCAUUCUCAAAAUCCACCGUCUCGGCCGUAUCUCCUUCCGAACCGUCAAGACGAACCGCGACUACCUCCGACACCGCCAUACAGGAUCCUGGAUGUACAUGUCUCGACUGGCGGCGAUGAAAGAGUUUGCAUUUAUGAAAGCCCUGCGGGAGAACGGCUUCCCAGUUCCCGAGCCCAUUGCCCAGAACCGCCACACCAUCGUCAUGAGUCUGAUCGACGCCUUCCCGCUCCGCCAGAUCGCCAAGGUCCCCAAACCGGCUAAGCUAUACUCGGAGCUGAUGGAUAUGAUUUUGGAGCUGGCGCGCUACGGUCUGAUUCACGGUGACUUUAACGAGUUUAACCUCCUUAUCAAGGAAGAAGUGAUUCCGGACGAGGAUGGAAAUACUCCGGACAUUGAGGAUGCCGAUGAUGACCAUAUCCAGCUGACUCCGAUUCUCAUUGAUUUCCCCCAGAUGGUCUCUAUUGAUCACGCUAAUGCGGAGAUGUACUUUGACCGUGAUGUAAACUGCGUGAAGCGGUUCUUCCAGCGGAAGUAUCAUUUUGUUAGCGAUGCGCCGGGCCCGUUCUUUGCGGAUGCGAAGAAGAGGUUCUUGAAGAACCCUGGGAAGCGGCUGGACGUUGAGGUCGAGGCUUCGGGCUUCUCUAGGAAGAUGGCGCGCGAGCUUGAGAAAUAUAUGGACGAAGUCGGCGCCAAUGAUGAUGCAGGCGAGAGAGACGACGAUGAAGAGGAGGAAUCUGAUGAAGAUGAAGAGUCCGAGGAGGAGGAAGAGGAGGCCGACGAUGAACAACCUGAGCAGUCUAGCGCAGAAGUGGACGAGAGCUCCAAGCGAUUAGACGCACUGGAGAUCUCGGGAUCAUCUGAAAAGUAG